Messenger RNA from Rotaria sp. Silwood1, 1899 nucleotides. Lineage: Eukaryota; Metazoa; Rotifera; Eurotatoria; Philodinida; Philodinidae. The record is from the annotation of a GenBank genome assembly.
AUGUUAUCGGUAAUAUCAAAAGAUGUUAUUGAUCUUUGGGAAGCAGUCAUUACAUUUGUUUUGUUUCCAUUGAUUGUUAUAUUAUCUUAUCUGAUUGAGAAGAAUUCUUUUGAUUCAAGCAAAAUUGACAUCGAAGAAGAGAAACAAACACUUAAUUUAACACCAUCUGAGGUAGAUGGAACUGAUAGUGCAGUUGAUUUUCAUACAGAUGAACUUCUUCAAUUUUUAAGUAAUCUUGGUCAAUCAACUAACUUAUCAUUGGAAGAUAAAUCAAAAUUAUUUGCAAAUAAAUUAAGUGAAAACAUGCAUCGACCAUCUAUGAAAUAUCGAAUAGAAGGUACACGAAUGCUUACUGGUGGUAAAUCUUUAUUUUCCAAUUUACCCGACAAACUUCAAGAAACAUAUAAUGCAAUGGAUAAAAGAAAUUCAAUGGAAGAUGAUCAAUCAGCAUCGAUUUUGGAAGAAAUCGAUGAUCAACCAACAAUCCAAUUUUCUGCCGUUGCAUAUGCUGUACUCGAAUUUGAACAAAAAGUUGAAGUUAAAAUUGAACGAAUUGGUCCGAUUGAUGUCGAUGUUCGAUUCAGACUUGAUACAAUUGAUGGUACAGCAAUAGCUGGUGAAGAUUAUAUUAAAUUAUCUGAAGAAUUUACCAUAGAACGUGGUCAACAAGAAAAAAAAGUAACUAUUUAUAUUAUUGAUGAUCAGCAAUGGGAACCAGAUGAAACAUUUUUGGUUAAAUUAUCAUUACCUAACGGUGAAGGAGCUCAUACAAAAUUAGGUUCAAAAACAGUUGCAAUUGUGACAAUUAUUAAUGAUGAUGAACCGGGUUUUAUUAAAUUUGAAGAAACAAUUAAUUUAUGUAAACAAAGUGUUGGAAAAACAGAAAUAAAAGUUGUACGUGUUAAUGGUGCCGAUGGACGAAUUACUGUUAAUUAUCGAACAGAAGAUAUUGAUGCUAGAGCAAUAAGAGAUUAUGAACCUAUUGAUAGUGAAUUAAUCUUUGAACAUAAUGAAAUAUCAAAAGUUAUAGCUAUACCAAUUAUGAAUGAUCCUGAGCAAGAAAAAGAUAUAAGUUUUGCAGUUGAAUUAUAUAAUCCAACCGGUGGUGCACAAAUAGGAAAACACAAUAAAACAGUUGUAACAAUUAUAAAUAAUCAUGAUUAUACAACAAUGGCAAAGAAAAUGGCAUCACUUGUUCAAUGUGAUAUUGAUAAAUUAAGUGUAACAAAAACAACAUGGAGACAACAAUUUAUUGAAGCUAUGAGUGCAAAUGGUGGAGAUUUAGAAACAGCUAAAUUUGUUCAUUAUGUUGGUCAUUUACUUUCAGUUUUUUGGAAAGUUCUGUUUGCCUUUGUACCUCCAACGUCCAUAGCUGGUGGUUGGUUAACAUUUUUCAUUUCAUUUGUUUUUAUUGCUAUACUUACCGCUAUUGUUCGUGAUGUCGCUGCUAUAUUUGGUUGUCUUGUUGGAUUAAAAGAUAGUAUAACAGCUAUAUCAUUUAUUGCACUUGGUACAUCAUUACCUAAUACAUUUGCAUCAAUGAUGGUAGCAAAAAAUUCUAAAACAGCUGAUGAUGCUAUUAGAAAUAUUAUAGGAUCGAAUAGUGUAAAUGUAUUUCUGGGUCUUGGUUUACCAUGGCUUAUUGCUGCUAUUUAUUGGAAAUCGAAAAAUCUUCCAUUUACAGUCAAAGCAGGUGAUUUAUCAUUUAGUGCACUCAUCUUUUCUAUCUGUGGUAUUCUUUGCAUGAUCGUACUUACACUUCGUCGAUUUUUGGGUGUUUUUGGCAAAGCAGAAUUAGGUGGACCAACAAUACCUAAAUAUAUAUGUUCUAUCUUUUUUCUAAUUCUUUGGAUUGCUUACUUGACAUUAUCGAGUCUUCAAGCAUAUGGAUAUAUUUAA